UGAUUUAUAAAGGUAAAAAAUCAAGUUCCAAAUAUACCCUGCAUCUGUUGACGAGGCCAAAGAAACAUUACAAAAUACAUUGUAGAGCAAGCCAUGGAAACAGGAUAGUUCCAAGCAAAUUACAGAAGCGAAUUUCAUUCCGCCAAGAAUUUCUUGCCCUGGAUUAUUAAUUGUUUUCCUGUUCAAUCUUCUUCCACCAUGGAGAUAUCUGUGAAAAAAUUGACUAGAAAUAGAAUUGACAAUGGUAAAGCCAAGAUUCAAGACAGAGAAAGCAUUCACCCUGAUCAACAAAGAUUGAUAUUUGCUGGAAAUCAAUUGGAAGAUUGCAGCAGAAUUGCUGAUUACAUCAUUAAAAAGGAAUCCGCUGUUCAUCUGAUGGGAGGGAUGCAAAUCUUUGUCAAGGCUUUGAGCGGCAUAAUUAUCACCCUGGAGGUUGAGGCUUGUCACACUAUUGGUAAUGUUAAGGCAAAGAUUUAUGAUAACGAGGGUAUUCCUCCAGAUCAACAGAGACUGAUCUUUUCUGGCAAGAUAUUACAUAAUGAGAGGACUCUGGCUGAAUAUAACAUCCAGAAAGAAUCCACUCUUCACUUGGUUCUCUGCCUUCAUGGAGGUAUGCAAAUCUCUGUGAAGACUUUGACUGGUAAAAUAAUUACUAUUGAGGUUGAGAGCUCAGAUACAAUUGACAAUGUGAAGCAAAAGAUUGAAGAUAAGCAGGGCAUUUUUACAGAUCAGCAGAAACUGAAUUUUGUUGGAAAGGAGCUGGAAGAUGAGAAGACAGUUGCUGAUUACAACAUUCAGGAGGACUCCACUGUAAACCUAGUCCUUCACCUCCGUGCUGGAAUGCAUAUAUUUGUUAAGGUUUUGAAUGGUAAGACCAUCACACUUGCAGUUGAGAGCUCAGACACAAUAGAAACUGUGAAGGCCAAGAUUCAAGAUAAGGAAGGGAUUUCUCCAGACAAACAGAUUUUGACCUAUGAUGGAUUUCAAUUGCAGGAUGAAAGAACUCUGGCUGAUUACAAAAUUGAGAAAAAAUCCACGCUUAACCUUGUUAUCCGCCGUGGUGGCAUGCAGAUUUUUGUAAAGACCUUAACAGAAAAGAUAAUUACUCUUGAAGUUGAAAGCUCAUAUACAAUCAACAAUGUCAAGUCUAAAAUUGAGGAUAAAGAGGGAAUUCCUGCAGAGGAACAGAAACUGUAUUUUGCUCGAAAGCAGCUGGAAGAUUGGAAGACACUUGCUGAUUACGGCAUUCAGAAGGAUUUCAUUCUGGAACUUGUCCCUCGGCUCCGCGGUGGAAGUUAGAUCUAGGAGAUAAUUUGUCUUGCAUCAUCCUGGUGGAUUUUAGUUGUAGGAUAUCUUUUAAUCUUGAAAGUUACACUUCAAUAAUUUUGGUUGAAAGUUUAUAUCAUUUCACAGUGCACAGACGAUCUUUCAAAUGAUAUAUGCUAAGCUGCCUAGGCCAUGAAAUUUGAAACUACUUGUCACAGAUUUGUUUUGGGGUUCAUGUUUUCUCUGUACAACACUUGAUAAUUUUCAUAGAAAUUCGUUCCUCAA
Cryptomeria japonica (Japanese cedar) is the source of this 1551-nucleotide messenger RNA. RefSeq names its product polyubiquitin. Bases 199 to 1299 code for a protein of 366 amino acids. NCBI's taxonomy places the organism in Eukaryota, Viridiplantae, Streptophyta, Pinopsida, Cupressales, Cupressaceae. Gene Ontology annotation, cellular component: nucleus; cytoplasm. Gene Ontology annotation, molecular function: protein tag activity; ubiquitin protein ligase binding. The record is from RefSeq and is a predicted model, not a curated record. The transcript has a single exon. Gene Ontology annotation, biological process: protein ubiquitination; modification-dependent protein catabolic process.